Molecule: messenger RNA, 1128 nt
Organism: Rubroshorea leprosula
Lineage: Eukaryota; Viridiplantae; Streptophyta; Magnoliopsida; Malvales; Dipterocarpaceae
Source: the annotation of a GenBank genome assembly
GUUCUUCUCUUUCUUCAUUGCAGCUGAAAAUGCUGCGUAGAAAUAUACGAUUGAGGAGGGAGUACUUGUACAGGAAGAGUUUGGAAGGGAAAGAGCGUUUGCUCUAUGAGAAAAAGCGAAAAAUUAAAGAAGCCCUAGAAGAGGGGAAGCCAAUUCCAACCGAGCUCAGAAACGAGGAAGCCGCGCUUCGCCAAGAAAUAGACCUCGAAGAUGAAAACACUGCUGUCCCUAGGACUCACAUUGAUGAUGAGUAUGCAAAUGCUUUCGAACGAGAUCCGAAAAUUUUGUUGACAACAUCUCGGGAUCCAAGUGCUCCUCUUACACAAUUUGUAAAGGAACUGAAGUUUGUCUUUCCCAAUGCAGAAAGAAUGAACCGUGGUAACCAGGUUAUAUCUGAAAUUAUUGAGAGUUGCCGUGCACACGAUUUUACGGAUGUUAUUUUGGUUCAUGAACAUCGUGGUGUGCCCGAUGGUUUAAUCAUAAGUCAUCUACCAUUUGGUCCCACAGCUUACUUUGGAUUGCUAAAUGUGGUUACAAGACAUGACAUCAAGGACAAGAAAAACAUUGGAACAAUGCCUGAGGCCUAUCCACAUUUGAUUCUAAACAAUUUCACAACAAAGCUGGGUGAAAGGACGGCAAACAUUCUGAAGCAUCUAUUUCCAGUGCCAAAGCCUGACACAAAACGUAUCAUCACUUUUGCAAAUCAGUCUGACUACAUUUCAUUCAGGCAUCAUAUCUAUGAGAAGCCUGGUGGUCCUAAAUCUGUGGAACUGAAGGAGAUUGGUCCUAGGUUUGAGUUGCGCCUUUAUCAGAUAAAACUAGGAACGAUGGAUCAAAAUGAAGCCCGGAUUGAGUGGGUAAUUCGACCAUACAUGAACACAACAAAGAAACAGAAGUUUAUUGGAGAUUGAUUUUGACUAUUUGUAAUAUUUCAAGCUUUGUAUCUUGUGUUUUUAAUUGCAUUUUCGUAAUUGGUUAGGUCUUCGUUUCAAGAAGAAAAAGUUUUGUUUGUAGGCAGCUAGGCAUUGUCACUAGAACUAUGUCAUUUUGUUAUCAAAAGUUAUUUGUACAAGGAAAUGAGACGAAUUGGAUCUUCGGUUUUCGUGAUCCGCUCGCAAACUCUAAAGC